Molecule: messenger RNA, 1944 nt
Organism: Plenodomus lingam JN3
Lineage: Eukaryota; Fungi; Ascomycota; Dothideomycetes; Pleosporales; Leptosphaeriaceae
Source: RefSeq, a predicted model, not a curated record
AUGCCGUCCAUGUACAUGUACCUGCAUACGUCCGACUAUGCGCCGUUACUGUGCAACGUCAACAGACCUGCCAUCCAACCCCUCAGCUUAUCGUUGCCCAGCGAUCGACAGAUGACCCGUAUCUCCGGUAUCCCAGCGAUACCUUGCCGCAAUCCACAUCCCGCGGAUACCAUCAUCCUGGAUCGCGAGUAUAAGUCCCGAGCCCAUUCGCGCGAUGCCAGAGCUACGGAUCAUACCCGGCCGCUUUCAAUCCUCUCCCGCUCAUCUGUUGCAUACUCGCUUGGAGCCAUGGUGUCAGCGCUCUUUCUUGCAAGAGCUCUCGUGGCAUUUGCCCCAUUGAGGAGUGUAUGGGCGCAGUAUGGAUCAGGUCCACAAUUUCCAUUGCUGUUGGAUGCGACGGCCGAGGAACUGACGUUGGGGUUGGAGUGGGGCAACUUUACGAGUGUGGAUUUGGUCAAUGCGUAUGUGGCUCGUAUCAUUGAGGUCAACAGCACACUUCACAUGGUUACUGAAAUCAACCCGGAUGCUUGGAAUAUUGCAAAAGAGUUGGAUGAGGAGCGCGCGAAUGGUACACUGCGUGGACCCCUGCAUGGUCUCCCGAUACUCAUCAAGAACAACAUCGCGACCGCAGACAAGAUGAACAAUACCGCUGGAUCCUGGGCCCUCGUUGGGGCCAAAGUUCCACGCGAUGCAACUGUCGCCUCUAAACUACGCGCUGCGGGCGCCAUCCUUCUUGGGAAAACCAACCUCUCCCAAUGGGCCAACUACCGCUCGUCCAACUCCUCGAACGGGUGGUCCGCUCACGGAGGGCAAACAUACGGUGCUUACUAUCCGGGCCAAGAUCCCUCUGGUAGUAGCAGUGGCAGCGGUGUGGCUGCAAGUCUGGGUCUCGCAUUUGGCACUCUAGGCACAGAAACAGACGGCUCCAUCCUCUCCCCCAGCCAACUCAAUAAUAUUGUAGGCAUUAAACCUACCGUCGGACUAACGAGCCGAUCCCUGGUGAUUCCAAUAUCGGAGCGUCAGGACACAGUAGGCCCAAUGGCGCGAACAGUGAAAGAUGCAGCGUACAUUCUGCAAGCCAUCGCUGGCCCAGACCCGGCGGACAACUACACACUCGCCAUCCCGUGGUCUCAAAAUUCAUCAGUGCCAAAACCAGAUUAUGUAGCAGCAUGUACCUUGGAUGCUCUCCACGGCGCCCGCAUUGGCGUCCCACGCAACGCACUCGGUCGCCGCACCGCAUCCUCCGCUCCCAUUCUCGACGCCUUCGAAGCUGCUCUCGACGUCCUCAGUAACGCGGGCGCGAUCAUAGUAGACAACACAAACUACACCGCCUACGCCUCCUACCUCAACUCCACCGCCGAAGACACCGUCCUCAGCGGCGACUUCGGCCCCAAUCUCGCGUCCUACCUCGCCCAACUCACCCACAACCCAAACACCAUACACACCCUAGCCGACCUCACAGCCUUCACAAAAACCACACCCGUAGAGCAGUUCCCCUCGCGCGACACCGCUAUCUUCGACACCAGCCUCUCCCUCAACUUCACAAACAUAGACCCCGAAUUCUACGCCGCUUACCAAUAUAACCUCUACCUCGGCGGCCAAGGCGGUCUCCUUGGCGCCCUCGAAACACAUCAUCUCGACGCCGUCGUUCUCCCUUCCAACGUCGCCGCCGGUAUCUCCGCCAUCAUUGGCGCCCCCGUCAUCACCGUCCCGCUCGGCAGUUUACCCGCUAACACAACGGUACGCAGGAACCCGCGCGGCGACUUGAUCGCAGCUGCGCCAGGCAUCCCGUUUGGAAUCAGUUUUGCGAGUAGGAAGUGGAGUGAGGAAACUUUGGUGGGGUUCGCGUUUGCGUUUGAGCAAAGGACGCGGGUUAGGGGGAAGGUGAGGGCGUAUUUGGACCCGCGGACGGAGUUGCGGGAUGUUGUUGUGGGGAGGGGGUAG